UCUCACACGCACUCUUUGCUUGAAUUUAAUUUGACUUCGGAACUAUUUGGGGUGUGUCUGUAUAUGUGUCGUAGCUUAGAUUAGGGACAGCCUGCAUACUAGAAAAUCAGAAGGGUGACAUUUCUUCGCUCUGCAGUGCUUCUUACCUGUUGACCCGCACUUUGAAAUACUUGCUUUUGUUGCAAAUCGCAUUCGUAGCUAUGGCCAGCAGCAUGAUUCUGUACUGGGGCUCAGGCUCCCCUCCUUGCUGGAGAGUCAUGAUUGCUCUGGAAGAGAAGAACUUGCAGGGCUACCAGCAGAAGCUGCUGUCUUUUGAGAAAAAUGAGCACAAGUCAGAGCCAGUUAUGGCGAUAAAUCCCAGAGGACAGCUUCCCUCAUUCAAGCAUGGUGAUAAAAUAAUUAAUGAAUCCUUUGGCGCCUGUUUAUAUUUGGAGAAUCAGUUCAAGUCUCAGGGCACCCAGCUGAUCCCUGAUUCCGCAGCAGAGCAAGCGCUUGUUUACCAGAGAAUGUUUGAGACGCUCACUCUCCAACAAAAAAUGGCUGAUGUCAUUUAUUAUACCUGGAAGGUUCCUGAGGGUGAGCGUCACGACUCUGCUGUGAAGAGGAACAAGGAGGCUCUGAGUGCUGAGCUGCAGCUCUGGGAGGGCUACUUUCAGAAGAUGGAUGCUGGGUCGUAUGCGGCAGGAAAAUACUUUACAAUGGCAGAUGUCAUGGUUUUUCCACAGAUUGCUUAUGCAUUCCGCUUUGGGUUGUCCCAGGAGAAGUUCCCCAAGUUAGAAGAGUACCAUAAUCUAGUGAAGGAGCGCUCCAGUGUCCAGGCUUCCUGGCCACCUCACUGGAAAGAAACCCCCCAGGGAAUGGAAAUUCUUAAAGACCUCUAAUUCAGCUCCACCUGUGAGGUUUAGAAGUAAAGCCCUUUCUGGCUACCUUACUGAAUAACAUGUUAUGUAAUUGAUUCAUGUAAGACUCCUGUUAUAUUCAGUACUAUAUGAUUUAUGUAGUUUUGUUUGGGUGUACUUAAUGACUCCAAAAUUACUGUUAUUACAAAAAUGAUCUAAUUAUGACAUAUUGAUUAUAGUAAAAUUAUAUAAAACAGUCAAAUAAUCCCAAAGGACUGUAAAUUGUACUGUGAAGUGCCUCCUUUUCAGCAAUAGCGCUUAAGAAAAACUACAAUACCAGUACUAUAUACAUGCCUCAAAUCUGACUAUAACCUUUUAAUGCCUUUAUGUUAUGUUUUUUUGUUGUUUAACAAUUUUGUGGUCUUGUAAAGUCUAAUCAAGUUAGAUUAACACAGUGUGAUUAGAUUUGAAACAUUUUCAGGUUGUACCAAAAAAGUUCAGAUAUAAUUGCAUUUACAUCACCAAGAUGGCACAGAGCUAAGACUUGCUUGUCAGAAAUUGUUUAAUUGUAGCAUAUCAUUAUAGAAAGUGGUUGAAAAAUCUGGAGUGGCCUUAUUAUCAUAAAAAUGCACUACAAACAGUAAAUAUGAAGCACCCAAUACUAGAAUACUAUAAAUGAGAAACAGUAAUGUUACAUAGUUUGUUAGUUCUGUAAUCUAUGUAUUAUUGCACUAAAAUUCCAUCUUAAUUGAAUUAAAA
Messenger RNA from Acipenser ruthenus (sterlet), 1598 nucleotides. Its product is annotated as glutathione S-transferase A-like. The transcript is spliced from 6 exons. Gene Ontology annotation, biological process: glutathione metabolic process; L-phenylalanine catabolic process. Bases 201 to 881 code for a protein of 226 amino acids. NCBI's taxonomy places the organism in Eukaryota, Metazoa, Chordata, Actinopteri, Acipenseriformes, Acipenseridae. Gene Ontology annotation, molecular function: maleylacetoacetate isomerase activity; glutathione transferase activity. The record is from RefSeq and is a predicted model, not a curated record. Gene Ontology annotation, cellular component: mitochondrion.